UGUUUUUCUGCCAUUAUUGUAUCAUUUGUAUCAGUUUUUUAGUUGAUCAAUGUUUGUAAUUUCUAUAGUUACGAGUUUACAACUUAAUGAGUAUUUAACAUUUUUACAUCUCGUGUGUCGUGUGAUUUAUAAGAAAAAUUAGGAAUUUUGCCAAAUCCAUUUACUUUUGUAAACUAUCAUGUCUGCAGCGGCAGUAGCCAAGGUGCAAGAAGUCCGUGAGAUUUCCCGAGUAGAACGUAUCGGCGCCCAUUCUCACAUACGUGGACUUGGGUUGGACGACAACAGAGAACCAAGACAUGUUUCACAAGGAUUAGUUGGCCAGUUGAAAGCUCGCAAAGCUAUGGGUGUUGUGUUAGAUAUGAUAAAAGAGGAAAAAAUUGCUGGAAGAUCUGUUUUACUCGCUGGCGAACCCGGCACAGGGAAAACUGCUAUUGCCAUGGCAUUAGCACAGGCUUUGGGUUCUGAUACACCAUUUACAUGCAUGUCUGGUUCAGAGAUAUAUAGUUUAGAAAUGAGCAAAACCGAAGCACUGACUCAAGCCAUCCGUAAAUCAAUUGGUGUCCGCAUCAAAGAGGAGAGUGAAAUUAUUGAAGGUGAAGUAGUAGAGUUCCAAAUAGAACGCCCAGUUACAGGGACAGGGUCUAAAGUAGGAAAGUUAACUAUGAGAACAACAGACAUGGAGACAGUUUAUGAUCUUGGAAACAAAAUGAUUGAAGCUUUGUUAAAAGAAAAAGUUUUGGCUGGAGAUGUCGUAACUAUUGAUGUUGCUAGUGGCAAGGUUAACAAAAUUGGACGAUCAUUUACCAGAUCAAGAGAUUAUGAUGCAUCUGGGCCACAAACUAGAUUUGUGCAGUGUCCAGAAGGUGAACUUCAAAAACGUAAAGAGGUUGUACAUACAGUAACGUUACAUGAAAUUGAUGUAAUUAAUUCCAGAACCCAUGGUUUCCUUGCCCUAUUUUCAGGUGACACGGGUGAAAUCAAGUCAGAAGUUAGAGAUCAAAUUAACUGUAAAGUCAGCGAAUGGCGUGAAGAGGGAAAAGCUGAAUUAUUAGCCGGCGUACUAUUUAUUGAUGAAGUGCACAUGUUAGACAUAGAAUGUUUUUCAUUCUUGAACAGAGCUUUAGAAAAUGAAAUUGCUCCAAUUGUAAUAACAGCCACUAACCGUGGAGUGACGAACAUCCGAGGCACAAAUUAUAAAUCACCACAUGGUGUACCACUUGAUUUACUGGACCGCAUGGUCAUCAUUAUGACACAACCCUAUUCCGAAAAUGAACUAGAACAAAUUUUAAAAAUUAGGGCUGAAGAAGAAGACUGUGAAAUAUCCAAAGAUGCCUUAUCAAUUUUAGCCAAGAUCAGUAAAUCAACUUCUCUGAGAUAUGGCAUUCAAUUGAUAACAACCGCCCACUUGGUUUGCCGAAAACGUAAAGCCACUGAAGUGACGGUAGAUGAUGUAAAAAAAGUGUAUAGACUGUUUUUAGAUGAAGAACGUUCUACUCAACUUAUGAAAGAAUAUCAAAAAGAAUACAUGUUUGACCAUUAUGCAAUUGCAGAUGCUGAUAACGAAGAGGACAAACUUGAUGAUUCAAUGGAAGUACAAAAUGACAGCACAUCGUCUACAUAAUUUAAAUUUUAAAUAUUGAUUUAUCUUAGACUAGUGAAGUCACUGUUUUGUAAUUAAAAUAAUUAUAAUUUACUCACACAAUUCCAUGUUUGAUGUUGCCUUAAAUAUUGUGUACUUUUGAAAAUAUAAUGUUUUUUUAUUA
Messenger RNA from Rhopalosiphum maidis (corn leaf aphid), 1763 nucleotides. RefSeq names its product ruvB-like 2 (gene rept). The transcript is spliced from 11 exons. The record is from RefSeq and is a predicted model, not a curated record. Lineage: Eukaryota; Metazoa; Arthropoda; Insecta; Hemiptera; Aphididae. Gene Ontology annotation, biological process: box C/D snoRNP assembly; regulation of transcription by RNA polymerase II; chromatin remodeling. Gene Ontology annotation, molecular function: ATP binding; DNA helicase activity; ATP hydrolysis activity. Gene Ontology annotation, cellular component: NuA4 histone acetyltransferase complex; Ino80 complex; Swr1 complex. The coding region runs from base 179 to 1621 and encodes 480 amino acids.